AUGCAAGAUAAUAAGAACAAAGAGGCCACACUCUCCGGUGAUGAGGACAAAGAUGUCCAUAGAUUCUUAGAUGAGUUCGACGACAAGUGCACCUGCAAGCUUUUGAAGGAAAUGAAAGAAACAUUAGAAAAGAUGAAGAAGAAUCAUCCAAAUCCUGGGGACUUAGAUGAAUUCCACAGAUUAUUUGAAAGAUAUCUCAGAACAAGAAAUGAGAAGAUAGUAUGGGAAACAAUUAGGUCGCCAAAAGAUAGGAUUAUUCAAUACGAUGAAAUACCAGGGCCAACAGAAAAAUCCAAAGAACUGUUGAAGAAGCUAGCCAUACUAAAACUUAAUGGCGGGCUUGGAACAACGAUGGGAUGUGUAGGGCCAAAGAGUGCCAUAUCUGUUAAAGAUGGUAAGAAUUUCAUAGAUCUGAUUGUUAAGCAAGUCAGAUACUUGAAUUCAAAGUACGACAUAGAUGUUCCGUUGAUACUGAUGAACUCGUUCAAUACCGAAGGGAUGACAGACAAGAUCAUAUUUAGAUAUGAUGGAAUCAGGAAGUUUUCCCAAAGCAAGUUUCCAAGAAUCUCGUCGGAAACAUUACUCCCUGUCUCAUCUGAAUACGGAGAUAAGGGAAUGUAUCCACCAGGGCAUGGAGAUUUGUUUUACUCAUUAAAGAAUAGUGGGAUGCUAGAGGAGCUUCUGAAUGAUGGGUAUGAAUACCUUUUCGUGUCUAACAUUGACAACCUGGCUUCCACAGUAGACCUGAAGCUUCUGGAGUAUUUUGCUACCAAUGAUCUGGGAUUUCUUAUGGAGGUGACUGAUAAGACACGUGCAGAUGUCAAAGGAGGAACCCUUAUAGAAUAUAAGGGGGCAUUGAGACUUCUUGAAAUAGCCCAGGUCCCAUCAAGCAAGAAAUCGGAGUUUACAAGCUUCAAGAAAUUCACAAUAUUCAAUACGAACAAUAUUUGGAUAAAUUUAAAGGAUAUGAAGAAAAAGCUAGAAAAAGGCUUUUUUGAUUUGGAUAUUAUCGAGAACAAGAAGACAUUAGGAGAUGAAACGGUUAUUCAGUUGGAGACAGCUAUAGGGUCUGCAAUCAAAUACUUCCCCAACUCUUGUGGUGUCGUUGUUCCGCGAUCUAGAUUCUUACCUGUGAAGACCUGCUCUGAUCUAUUUCUUGUUGAAAGCAACCUAUUUGUUGAGAAGAAUGGGACGCUUCAGCUUCAUCCAUCAAGAGUCCCGAAGACGUGUCCGGCAAUCAGACUUAUUGGAAAGAAUUUCUCAAAAAUAGAAAACUAUGAGAAAUGUUUCAAAGGGAUUCCAGAUAUUCUUGAGUUGGACAUCCUAACAGUAAGUGGCAACGUUAUAUUCGGCAAGAAUGUUGUUCUUAAGGGAACCGUUAUCAUACUGGCGGAUGAGAAAAGUAAGAUAUGCAUUCCUGAUGGGUCUGUGCUUGACGACAGCAUCCUAUAUGGUCAUCUUCCAAUUUUAGACCAUUAA
Encephalitozoon hellem ATCC 50504 is the source of this 1479-nucleotide messenger RNA. RefSeq names its product UTP-glucose-1-phosphate uridylyltransferase. The coding region runs from base 1 to 1479 and encodes 492 amino acids. Gene Ontology annotation, molecular function: UTP:glucose-1-phosphate uridylyltransferase activity. The transcript has a single exon. Gene Ontology annotation, cellular component: cytoplasm. The record is from RefSeq and is a predicted model, not a curated record. NCBI's taxonomy places the organism in Eukaryota, Fungi, Microsporidia, Unikaryonidae. Gene Ontology annotation, biological process: glycogen metabolic process; UDP-alpha-D-glucose metabolic process.